UUCUUUUAUUUUCAGCAUACUUUUAACUUUUGCAUUUGAAUGUUCUGCCUUGAUUUUGAAAAAAAAAACAAUCUUUCAGGGAGGUUUGGAGUGGCAUAAUCCUCUUUUUGAAGAGUUGUUACAAAUUCUUGAUUGUAAAGUUUCAAUCUUUAGUAGGAGUACUAAAUUGGACUUUUGAUUUGUUCUGACAAACUGCAAAUUUUAUAAUGUAAAAACAUAUCACCCCAAGAUUAUAUAUUUGUAUUGCCUCACAACUUAUCAGUGGUCAAAACCCCAGAAGCUGUCUUCCCCUCAAACCCAAUUUGAAUUUAUCUGUUUCUUAAAUUUGCAGAUUUUUUAUGCUGAUUUGAUUUGUGGGCUUUUCUUGAUUUAGCAGGUGAAAUGAAUUAAUCUUUUGUUUCUGAUUUAUGUGGAUGGAGGUAAAUUUGAGGUGUUUUGUUCUUGAAUACUGUUUUGCUUCUUCAACAACAAUCUUGAAGUUAAGGAUGCCUUUAGUAAGAGCUGCUGCAGUUAUGGGAAGCCACGGGUGUUGCUCAGUGAAGGAUGCGGAUAUCACCUCUGAAACAUCAAUUUCCAUGUUUGGCUCGGAUGCUACGUGUACUACUCAAUCUUCGAGUGUUGAACUUGAAUACGAAUUGGAUAGUCAAAGUCAUGACGUGGUUGGCUACGACAGUGACAAGAUGAAACUAAAGCUUCAAGAACUCGAGAAGGUGCUUCUUGAUGAUAAUGCUGCCAAUGAUGACAACCAGAGUAUGGAAAUCGAAGGCGGGUUGUCCGACACCACAUGUUAUGCCUUACAUCACGACUCAACGAUGGAAUCUUCGUCUUCAGAUUCCGUUCUUAGCAUCAUAAGUACCCCUAGGGAGUUAUCAUUCACUACUCCGAAGAGCUUGCUUUUUGAGUGUGCUGCUGCAAUCCAGAACGGGUACUGCCAUGAGGCGUCACAGAUGAUAGAUGUUCUCCGGCAGAGGGUCUCUAUCCAGGGAGAACCGUCUGAUCGGAUUGCAGCUUACAUGGUGGAGGCACUGGUGGCCCGAAUGGCCACAUCUGGAAGAGGUAUUUACAAAGCUUUGAAAUGCAAAAGCCCGCCCUCAUCUGACCGGCUCUCUGCAAUGCAAGUCCUCUUUGAGGCGUGCCCGUGCUUCAGAUUCGGGUUCAUGGCUGCAAACGGAGCGAUACUGGAGACGUGUAGAUACGAGACGCGAGUCCACAUUAUCGACUUUGAUAUCAACCAAGGGAGUCAGUAUUAUACACUGCUGCAGACACUGGCCGAGACUCCUGGUAAACGGCCUCAUGUGCGAUUAACGGGCGUGGACGACCCAGAAUCAGUCCAGCGCAGCGUAGGAGGGCUGAAUAUAAUAGGGGAGAGGCUCGUGCAGCACGCCAAAGACUUGCAGCUCUCGUUCGAGUUCCACGCUGUGGCUGCAGAGACGGCUCUGGUUUCCCCAUCAAUGCUUGGCUGCCAGCCAGGCGAAGCAUUGGUCGUGAACUUUGCCUUUCAGCUCCACCACCUGCCUGACGAGAGUGUGUCAACUACAAACCUCCGAGACCAGCUGCUCCGGAUGGUUAAGAGCUUGAGACCGAAGCUUGUCACUCUAGUCGAGCAGGAUGUGAACACGAACACCAGCCCAUUCUUGCUGAGAUUCGCUGAGGCGUAUAAUUACUACUCUGCGGUGUUUGCAUCUCUGGACGCUACUCUCGGAAGGGACAACCAGGACCGGAUAAACGUGGAGAAGCACUGCCUGGCUCGUGAUAUCAUCAACGUCGUUGCAUGUGAAGGAGAAGAGAGGAUAGAGCGGUAUGAAGUUGCCGGGAAAUGGAAAGCGAGGAUGAGCAUGGCUGGUUUCAACCCGCGGCCGAUCAGUGGGAACGUGUACGGUGAGAUCCAGAAGCUCAUAAAACAAUACUCGGACCGGUACAAGGUUAAGCAAGAGACGGGGACGCUCCAUUUCGGGUGGGAGGACAAGAUGUUGAUCCUCAGCUCGGCGUGGACCUGAUGAGUUUGAUGGCAUAUUUGUAAUGAUAGGUUUUGAAUCUUGUCAAAACAUCUCAAACACAAAACUCUCUUCCAUCAUUCUCUUUUAUGUAUUUUGUUUUUACUGUUGAUGUUUCGAAAGGUGUUCUAGCUAAGUCGAAAGAUUUAGUCCAGGCAUUUGGGACAGAUGAUCAAUCUAAAGUUUGCUUGUGCGUGUA
This is a messenger RNA of Salvia splendens (bonfire salvia), 2193 nucleotides long. Its product is annotated as scarecrow-like protein 1. Bases 408 to 1997 code for a protein of 529 amino acids. Lineage: Eukaryota; Viridiplantae; Streptophyta; Magnoliopsida; Lamiales; Lamiaceae. The record is from RefSeq and is a predicted model, not a curated record. The transcript is spliced from 2 exons.